CAACAAGCAAAAGAAUAGCUUCAAAUUGCUACAAAAUUGGGGAUAAAGCGGUUGGGGUAUGUGUGAGGCAUACCGCACAGUAUAUGACUGCACCAUUUGAUAUAAAGUUAGCUGUGGAAUACCGCCGCCAGCGCUACCAAUUUAACGCCAGAAAAGCCUGUCCAAGAUGCCUCACUCAAAUAUGAUUCGAGUGGGUCGACCUUGCUUGACGUGUACACCUCAACGAUCCUGUUGGGCUGAGAGGCCCACCAAUAAAAACAAGAGAACUCAUGUGGUGGCCGUCUUUACUGAUGAGUGGAACCGGCCCUUUAAUCGUAAGAACGAUCAAAAGCGGCGGCGAAGGUUUCUGGAAAGCGAUGAGAAGGUCUCAGGGUUCACUGCUGUCUUUUGUCAAGACUGGAAAGAUGGCGACAGUGAUGAGGAUUUCGAACCAUCAGAUACGGAUGAUUUCCCAAAGCCGCUAGCCUCAGCAUGGCCUCGUUGUGAGUAUGAAGGGUACUAUAGCCCGUUUAGCGCAGCAACCACCUCUUCAUACACAUCUCCAACGCGGCAUAUAUAUUCGUUUAGAGGCUCUGCACCACCUACGCCAACGGCUGCGGAAACUCUCGACUCACCACUCAUAAUGUCAACAGACGACGAAGAAACAAUCGCGGAGGGAUACGAACAUCUAGAAUACAAAGCAGAAAGCCCGCCGGAAAUUAUGAACCCCAUGACACCAAAUAACAUGCCAACCACGGACAAAGAAGGGAUGGUUCCCUUCAGAGGAGAAAUAGUCGACCACCACUGGUUAUCAUGGAACAAAAAGAGGAUUAGGGAGGGCGGGGGGUUCGAUUACUGGAGCUCAUUUAUAGAAUGCAACAUUAUUGCUGGUAGCAAUCAUGAGCUUGAUGGUUGUCAGGGUGCAGGUACUACACCAGAGAAGAGUCUGGAGCAUAGUUUUGAUGAGUUUAUUAAUUAUUAG
Messenger RNA from Pseudogymnoascus verrucosus, 961 nucleotides. RefSeq lists its product as uncharacterized. Lineage: Eukaryota; Fungi; Ascomycota; Leotiomycetes; Thelebolales; Thelebolaceae. The transcript has a single exon. The coding region runs from base 167 to 961 and encodes 264 amino acids. The record is from RefSeq and is a predicted model, not a curated record.